GAUGGGUACAGUAGUAGGGUCACACUUUGGAUUUUGCACAGCACAGGGCCCUGCCCCUGAGAGUGAGGUACAGCUCUGCCCUUGCUUCACUGUCUCACGUUGAUGUCGGUGGUCUUUUUCCCACAUUGUUAUUAUUAUUACUUAUACUUGCCAUUCACAUUCUAUAUCAUAAAUUUUGAUUCCUCCAUUCAUAUCCUUCCAUGCAUUUAUUAUGUGUGUCCUCAAACAAGUCUCUUCCUUUUCUGUUUCUUCGGUCUCCCCUUUUCUGUUUCUUCGGUCUCCAUUCUAUAUCAUUAAUGCUAGUUUGAAUCACAAUUUAUCACCAAGUGUAAAACUUGCUUAUUUAUUAUUGCCAUUAUUGUAGUUGAGCUUUACCAAUUCCACAGGCUUGGGGGGGAAAAAUUGGAUUUUUUCUCCAAAUUAAUAUACUUGUUCUCCAAUCACAUUGUUUUUCUCUUCUUUCCCUCCAACUCCACUCUCUUCAACUCUUUCUUUUCUUAGUUUUCAAGUUAAAGAUUUUUUGGGAAAGCGCCACUUUUAGUUGCCAUUAUCUUUUUUUAAACAAGCAAGAGUUGCGGAGGCAUGAAGCUGCUGUGGGUGUUUGGGUUUAUGGGGUUGGUGAUUGUGAAAUGUGUACAAUGCUUCGAGAAUGCUAAUGUGACAGACAUGCAAUAUGUUUGGGGAAGAGGUUUCUACAAUAACAAACCUUUGAUGGUUGGUCUUACUCUUAUUAAUGGUGCUGCUGCCAAAGGAGCUGUCUGCCUGGAUGGAUCUUUACCAGGUUAUCACUUCCACCGUGGAUAUGGUUCGGGAUCAAACAGUUGGCUCAUACAAUUGGAGGGAGGAGGCUGGUGUGGAACUAUUGGAAAUUGUGCUUACGGUAAGAAAACACGUCAUGGUUCAUCCAUAUUUAUGGAAAAACAAAUACCAUUUAUUGGGAUAUUGAGCAACAAAGCUGCGGAAAACCCAGAUUUCUUCAAUUGGAAUCGAAUAAAAAUUCGUUAUUGUGAUGGUGCAUCAUUUAGUGGGGACAGUCAAAAUAAGGCAGCAGGGUUAUAUUUUAGAGGGCAACGUAUCUGGCAAGCUGCUAUGGAAGAUUUAAUGUCAAAAGGGAUGCGCUAUGCCAAACAGGCUCUUCUAUCUGGAUGUUCUGCAGGAGGUUUAGCUGCGAUACUACAUUGUGAUGAAUUUCGGGAAUUGUUUCCUAGAACCACAAGAGUAAAGUGCUUAAGUGAUGCUGGAUUAUUCCUUGAUGCUAUUGAUGUAUCCGGCCGUCGCAGUUUAAGGAAUAUGUUCAGCAGUGUGGUCACCUUACAGGGAGUGCAAAAGAACCUUCCAAGGAGUUGUACAAGUCGCCUCAACCCAAUUUUGUGCUUUUUCCCUCAGCACUCAAUUGCCAGUGUUAGGACACCACUGUUUCUUCUCAAUGCAGCUUAUGAUACUUGGCAGAUUCAAGCCAGCCUAGCUCCGCCAUCUGCUGACUAUCAUUGGAAUUGGAUUGAAUGCAGAAAGAAUUAUGCACGUUGCAGUGCACCACAGAUACAGUAUCUGCAAGGUUUUCGAAAUCAGAUGCUCGGAGUUGUAAGAGGUUUCUUAAGGUCUCGAAAAAACGGGUUAUUCAUAAAUUCAUGUUUUGCUCAUUGCCAAGCUGAAAGACAGGAUACAUGGUUUUCUCAGGAUUCUCCUCAUAUUGGAAAUAGAGGAAUCGCAGAGUCUGUUGGGAACUGGUUUUUUGACCGAGUUGGUGUCCAGGCUAUUGGUUGCCCUUACCCUUGUGACAAAACCUGCCAUAAUUUGGUUUUCAAGUGAUAGACCCGUGGAAGUAUCGUUAUUCUUUUCAUAAUUUUCAUCUGCUCUUAAGUAAGAUGGUUGUUUAACAUCUUAUAUUGCAAAUGUGUCGUUGGGAUCUCAAAAAGAAAAAGUCAUUGCCAGGAAAAGCAUGCUCUAAUAUUGGAAGUUUGGAACCAGUUUAUUGCCAUAAGUUAUACUAUUCAUUCAUGUAAACCAUUGACUGAGUUUAUUCAGUUUUCAUUGAAUCAAUUUUUUGCAAGUAGAUUCGGGU
Gastrolobium bilobum is the source of this 2062-nucleotide messenger RNA. Its product is annotated as pectin acetylesterase 10-like. Gene Ontology annotation, molecular function: pectin acetylesterase activity. The transcript is spliced from 12 exons. Bases 583 to 1809 code for a protein of 408 amino acids. Gene Ontology annotation, cellular component: plant-type cell wall. The record is from RefSeq and is a predicted model, not a curated record. Gene Ontology annotation, biological process: cell wall organization. Lineage: Eukaryota; Viridiplantae; Streptophyta; Magnoliopsida; Fabales; Fabaceae.